AUGGAUUCCUACUUUCCACUCCCCGGCCUGCAGCUGCCGUUCCAGCGCCGGCUGAGCCGACUCUACAACGACACCAAGAAGUCGUCCGAUUUCGUCAAGGAGCCCGUCCAGAAUGCCGAGGACCCCGAGAUCAAGGCCCUCCACCGCAAGCUGCGCAUCCAGAAAGACCGCCUCGUCAGCUGGGGCCUCGAAUGGUCCGACCCCAGCCAGUCGUCCGAGGUCCUGAUCGACUCGUCGCUGUCGCGCGCCGGCCUGAGUGAAGUCGUCAGCAGCAUCAUGUCGACGAUCAAGGAGACCCUUGCCGAGGUCGAGCCGCUGUGGCUGAGCUCCAAGCGUCUGGUGGGCAGCGGGGGUGCCGGAAGCGGUGGAAACGUGGGCAGCGGCGACAGCAAGGCCGCCGAGCUGUCCGCCGACCGCGACCGCAAGCUGCCCAUUGUCACCUGGGACAAGGCACGCUUUGCCGACCUGGUGCGCGACCUGACCGUGUCGAUUGACACUCUCUAUGACUUGUCUCGCACGCGGUCGUCGGCGGCCACGGGUGGUGGUGGCGGUGGCGGUGGCAGCGGCCCCGGGAGUGAUGUCAAGCACCCUGGCGGCCCAGGCAGCGUUCCCACGCAUCACAGCCCAGUCAGCGGCAACAUCAACAACAGCAACAACAACAGCAGCAACAACGCUCCCAUUCUGGGGACCCCGGGCAACAAGCUGGCACUCGUCACGUCGGCGUCCUGGUCCCCCUCGUCACCCAAGCAGCUCUCCAUGCAGCAGGCCCUGAAGCGCCACCUGCAGCAGCAGGGCCAGUCGCCCUCGACGAUGAUGCAGCAACUGACGAGCGACGAGGCCAAGCUGUUUGAGUCGUCGCGCAUGCUCGUGCCCCAGCAGAUCGACUCGGCCAUGCUGACCAGCAUCGAGUCCGGCACCCGCCCGCCCGAGGACCCCAAGGCCCGCGAGGUUGUCUUCAUGAACAAGCAGGCGUACGCCGACCUCGUCAGCCGCCCCGUCGGCCAAUCCUACGCGCCCCUGCUGCUCGAAUACGCCUACUUCGACCCCGUCUACUCGUCCACCGGCAUCAUGCCCUCCAUGGCCCGCUUCGAGAAGCUGUCCGCCGGCCUGCAGGGCGAGGCCAGCCACGUCAGCGGCAACCCGCGCCUGCUGGGCUAUUUUGAGGACAUGGACCACUCGCGCUUGGGCCUGGUCUACCAGUUCCCGCCCGGCUUCCACGCCAUCGCCUCGCCCCCGACCGCCUCGCAGUCGCCUGCCAUGCUGCGAUCGUGCCUCUACUCGCUCGGCGACCUGCUCGGCAGCCCCGGCGUCGAGCCGAAACUCGAGGCCAAGUUCCGCCUCGCCGCCAACCUGGCCAACGCCGUCUUUGAGCUGCACGCUAAGGGCAUUGCACACGGCAACCUGGUCGACUCGAGCAUCCUCUUUGGCCGUGUCACCAACCCCGACGCCGGCCUGCCCUCCUCCGACGUGUCCCAGGUCGACAUCCGCAGACCUGUGGUGUCCUCCUUCGACUUGUUUCCCGAUACGCCCAACCCCGCGAGCCGCAGCGACAUUAAGCGCCGCAGCUCGCGCCUGCACCAGCACCCGCUGAACCCCAUUUCCUUUGCGCCGGGCGCGCCGCCUAUUGUCGACGCCGACCCGCGCGUGUUCGACCUGUACUCGCUGGCCAUGCUUCUGCUGUCCAUUGGCAUGUGGACGCGCCUCGAGAACCUCGUGCCUCACCAGGACUCUGCCAUGGUGUCCGAGGCCGUGCUCGACCAGCUGUCCACGCAGUGCGGCACGCUCUACAUGAAGGCCGUGCAGACCUGCUGGACGGCCAUGGAGCUCGUCGUCUCGGCCGGCAAGGCCGCCGGCGAGUCCCACCUGGCCCGCUUGCAGGUGCGCGCCAGCAGCUACCUUGAGGCCUGCUGCGUCCUCGACGACGUGGCCAAGCUCGAGGAGCGCCUGCGCAACGAUUUGGGCGGCGACGACGACCUUGUCUCGUCCUCCGUCGCCAAGUCUGCGACGAGCUCCUCGACCACGCCGAUGCCGACGCCGGCGCAGACGCCGUUCACGCCACCCACGCUCGUCCACUCGCACUCGGCGCCGCCGAUGCCGCCACCCAAGAUGUCUUCGCCGCACCCGGCGCCGCUCACGACGCCGUCGCAGCCGCCCGCCAUGCGCACCCAUCGCAGCCUUCUUUCCAUGCCGCCGCGGGACCGCCUCCCUGACGAGUCGUUUAGCGACGCGAAGCCGCCGCCCGUGCCACCCAAGACGAGCGGCUCCGGUGGUGCCACUACGAGCCCGCUGGGCUUUGCACUGCCGCGGCACCCGUCUGCUGCGACCGCCGGGUCUGCAGCACCCGGCGCCAUGUCGCACAUGUCGCAUGCGGGCCAUGUGGCCACGCAGCCAUCUGCACCUGCAUCUGCUCCUGCUGAGAAGAAGCGCAUGCGGCUGUAUCCUCAGGUUGCUCUGCCUGCGGAUGUCGUCGAGAAGUGGCACACGUACCUUAUGCCGCAGAUCAACUACGUCCUGCGCCACUUUUACCGCAGCCACCCCGAAUCCGUCGAGAUUUCUCUGGAGUCCGUCGGCGACUCGCCGCGCAACACCCGCCCCACCGUCGUCGUCGUCUGCACGUCUGUGUCCAAGGUGCGCAGCAUCCUGAAGCGCAAGAUGGCCAACGUGUUUGAGGGCACCAACAGCGUCGGCCUCAAGGUGUGCACCGGCCGCGUGAUGCGGUCGCGCAAGGACGCGACCAGCGGCAGUGGUCCUCGUGGCGCGGGCGCCGACAGCGAUGUCGUGAAGCGUAGCGGCGCCGACUUUCAGUACGGCAGCGCCUCGGCGGCCAACACCCAGUUCCAGCAGAAGCCCGAGAACGGCGCCAGCAUUGGCGCCUGGAUCGGCGACCGGCACCUGCCGCCCGUCAGCUUUGGCGGUCUGGUCCUUGUCGACGACAAGCCGUUCGGCAUGACUGUGCACCACAUGCUGGACGACCCGGACGCGUCGGAGGAGGCGGCGGCCCGUGAAGGCCAAAAGGCCCUGCGCAGCAGUGGUGGUGCUGCGGUCACACCCGCCGCUGCCGCCGCGACGACUGCCAACGCGGCCGGCGAGGGCGAGGAUGAGCAGAUUGAAGAACUCGGCCAGUCUGUUUUGGACUGGUACGCCGAUAUGCAAAAGGGCAGCAGCUCCGGCGCUGCCCACUCGAGCGGCGGCAGCGACUUCGACGUCGACGACGACGACGAAGACGACGACGACUAUGCCUGCGAAUUUAGCGACACGAGCUCGGCCGUGUCCGAGUCCGACAUUACGAGCGAGUGGUCGGACAGCGACAACGAGGACUAUGACGACCCACGCCGCCGCCGCCAACGCGACGACGACGACGACGACUACGCUGCCAAGGCAGACGACGAGACGGACGAGCCUGGCGACACGCCCGGCGUCGAGCCCGGCUAUGGUGAGGGCUACAUUGUCACGCAGCCCGCGCUCGACGAUGUCGACGGCAACUUUUAUCCCGACGAGGCGACGCAGGACGACGACCACCUGGAUUCCUGCGGCCUCGGGGACGUGUAUGCGUCGAGCGGUGUGCGCCGCCGCGUCGACGAGCACGGCCUCGUGCACGAGAUUGACUGGGCCCUCUUUGAAUUCAAGGAGGACCGCCAGCCGCCCGCCAAUUCGAUUCCGCACCUGCCUCUCGGCGGCGAGGCCGCGCCCGCCCUGUCGGACGUGUCGUCCUCGGGCAUCCUGCGGCCGACGACCGUGGCGCCCGCGUCGGCGCUUCCGGGCCUGGACGUGCAGUGCAUCGCGCGCACGUCUGGCCUGCAGACCGGCCGCAUCCUGCCGACCAUUACGUCGGUCAAGAUCUACGGGCGCACGUCGCCGUCGCACACGUACCAGAUUGCGGCCGCGGGCGGGCCGUCGUCGAGCGCCAACCACGCGCAGACGCCCUCGCCCUCGCCCUCGCCCAUUGGCAUCCCCGGCGACAGCGGCGCAUGGAUCGUCGAGCGCGAGCACGGCCGCCUCUGCGGGCACGUCCUGGCGUGGAGCGCGCGCAAGCGCGUCGCCUACCUGUGCCCCAUGGACGUGCUGCUGCUCGACAUUGCCGAGACGCUCGAGGCCGGCGAAGUGCGCCUGCCGGGCGGCGACGCCAUUGUCAAGAUUAUGGACCCCGAGGAGCGGCGCACCAAGGCGACGGCGUCGUCGCCCAACGUCGCGACCGCGACGUACGCGACCAACAGCAUGCGCGGUGGUGGCGGUGGCGGCGCCGGUGCUGCGUACAGCAGCCAAGGUACGGCCAGCGGCUCGGGCCGCCCGACGCUCAACACGUCCCUCAGAACGUCGUCGUCGCUCAGCCUGCACGAGUCCUGGCCGACGGAGCCGUCGCCCGACGUGCCGAUCCUGCAGGGCGAACGCGAACUCCAACGCGAACGCGAACACGAACACGACAUGGCGCCCCUGGACCCGGUCGAUGAAGGGUUCCAGGACAGCGACGUGGUGACGGUCGCGGGCAGCGCCAUCAGCCGCAGCAGCCGGACCAGCAGCAACCCGGGUGCGGGCGACAGCAAGAACCCGCGGUGGCAGGAGUCGACCAAGAUCAUGGAGAUGGUGGGCAGCAUGGGCAAGGUGCGCCUGGACAGCAGCAAAGACGUGCAGGCGCCCUGCUAG
Messenger RNA from Sporothrix brasiliensis 5110, 4641 nucleotides. RefSeq lists its product as uncharacterized. NCBI's taxonomy places the organism in Eukaryota, Fungi, Ascomycota, Sordariomycetes, Ophiostomatales, Ophiostomataceae. The transcript has a single exon. Bases 1 to 4641 code for a protein of 1546 amino acids. The record is from RefSeq and is a predicted model, not a curated record.